CGUGAGCAGGAUAAUCAGAGUGGCUGACCCACUUUGAGCUUUUGCAAUGGGGACAAUAGAAAUAUUCCUUUGCGUUUUUCUUGGGCGUAUUAUUGCUGCUCAAUCAGUAAUAAAAAAGCAGGAAGGCACAUUUUUCCAAGAUGUUCCGGGAUUUUUUGACAAUGUCAUCACGCCUUUUGGGCCUUUUGACAACAUGAGGCCUUUCACAUUUGAGAGAAAUUUUGACUUCACUCCAUAUGACCCCAUCUUCAGCUCCUGGCAAACUCCGAGCCCUGACUUCCACAUGCUCGCUGACUUUUCUCCCAUGGUGAUCGUUCCCAGAGUGGAGGUGUUUUGUGAUCAGUCUAAGCUUACUGUGCUGGUUGAUAAGAGAUCCAAUGAUGUGGUGCUGACUGGAGAUGAGCUUCAGUUGGGUGAUGGCUGCUAUAGCAACAGAGAGUUACCAAACCGCUUUGUCUUUACUUACGGUCUGGAUGAGUGUGGAACUACUUCACAGGUGAUGCAGAAAGGCUUGGUGAGGUUUACCAACACUCUCCACUUGAAUCUCAAAAAAAUGCCCUCCACCUGGUGGCCAACUCCGUCCACAGUGCACAUCUCCUGCACCCCAAAGAGGUCAUAUGAUAACCUAAACUACUUUGUCUCUAUGACAUUUCCUGAGAAUGGCAACACCUUCACCAUCAAAGCCAUGAACCCAUCGUGGAACAGCGCUGCAGAGUCAAAUGUUUAUGAAAGAGGCCAGGUUGUCAACCUGCAGGUUUCUGCCAAAACCAGGCCAGAGCAGCAGCUUUUCAUCCAGUCCUGUUUUGUCUCUGCUUCUCCUGAGCCUCAGACUAGACGCAGACACGCAGUCAUAAUGAAUAAAGGGUGCACGGCCCCGUUGGGUUCUCCUCAUGCUGUCGUACAAUUUGUGGCCUCCGACAGAGCAGAUGUGGUUAAUUUUGUUCUGAACACGUCUUAUCUCAUUUCUGAGCUGUAUAUCCACUGUACCGUGCUCGUCUCAGACCAGGGUGUCACCUUUGGCUCUAAAUCCUGCAACUAUAACGUGAUCCAAUCAAGAUGGCAGGAUCUAAGUGGAAAUGUUGAGGUGUGUGAGUGCUGCAGCUCGAGGUGUAAAGGCCUGUCAGCCAGGCAGAUUCAUGAAGAUGCCAGGUCUACAGUCAGCAUUGGCCCCUUGGUCAUUGUGGACCACCAUGUUGAGAUGAGUCCUGAGCCUCCUGGGUCUGAACCACAAGAAACUUCCAGCGCUCUUGUUCCAGACGCCACAAAGUCUGAUAGUGCAGCCACGGAGGACACAAUUGUUUCUGGUACCUCUGUAUCAAGACCCCCUCAGGGUGUAGUGGUGGUGAGUCAGGACCCCGGUGCCAGACUGACCCUCUGGCUACCUGGACAGGUGCGAGAUGCUGAACGCAGGCGGAACAUCGAUUCAGAAUCUGAAGAGAAUUUGACAGUUCAGUCAAAGAAAAGCGACACUGUGUCAAACGAUCCUCCUGAGCUGAAACCUUCAACCACAGAUCAGGAGGCUCCUCCGCUUACAAACAAGGUCGAAGAGCAAAGUGUAAGUGAGCUAGAAAGCGGAGGUCGUAUGUUGGAUCUGAAUCUUCUUACUCAGGUUGUUGGAUGGAUAAUUCCUCCAAUGGAAAAUAUGGCUUUUGUAAAGGAGUCACAAAGAAAACAGCGUUUUGGAAGAUCUGGAGUUUUGGAGGCUCCUCAAGAGAUUGUUGUCCCUCUGACAGCUGAGAUGACUGUAAAUGUCCUCAACCAGAAUGAUUUAAACCAAAUGAAAGAUGAGUUGGCAGAUGCAGCUGAGAUGCCCCAAGAAGAACCAAAUGAUGCCCAACCAAUAAUUCGCUCAAAGAUCCAGUUUUCCAAAGGUGGGGAUGGCUUGCAGACACUGAGUUAUGAGGAAGAAGUAGAGGGAAAAGAUGUGAUCAGAAGAUUCAGGAUGGAUAGAAGUAAAAGAAAACAGGAGCCCCGACAGAGAGGGCUACGCUCAGCUUUCCUGGAUUUUUUGAGGGGAAUGGACAAGGCAGAAUAAUGCAGCUUUAUAUGAAUAUUCUAUAAUGGCACUUUUAACUGAAUAAAUGUAUUGAGCAAUAA
Plectropomus leopardus (leopard coralgrouper) is the source of this 2097-nucleotide messenger RNA. It is a transcript of the gene zpcx, whose product is annotated as zona pellucida protein C. Gene Ontology annotation, cellular component: extracellular matrix. Gene Ontology annotation, molecular function: acrosin binding. The record is from RefSeq and is a predicted model, not a curated record. Gene Ontology annotation, biological process: binding of sperm to zona pellucida; egg coat formation; positive regulation of acrosome reaction. NCBI's taxonomy places the organism in Eukaryota, Metazoa, Chordata, Actinopteri, Perciformes, Serranidae.